Molecule: messenger RNA, 1641 nt
Organism: Thlaspi arvense
Lineage: Eukaryota; Viridiplantae; Streptophyta; Magnoliopsida; Brassicales; Brassicaceae
Source: the annotation of a GenBank genome assembly
GUCUCAUUCCUUUGUGUAGCCAUGGCUAAGAAUAAGAAUCCUAAUGGCGGUGAUUUUUCUAAUGGGAAUGGCACUGGUGGGGAGAGCAUCUAUGGUGGGAAGUUUUCAGAUGAGAAUUUUAAGCUGGGCCAUGAUGGAGCUGGAGUCCUUUCGAUGGCAAAUUGUGGCCCAAACACCAACGGUUCCCAAUUUUUUAUACUUUUUAAACGCCAGCCACAUCUCGAUGGGAAGCAUGUUGUAUUUGGGAAAGUCGUGAAGGGAAUGGAGUUGAUCAAAAAGAUGGAACUUCUGGGUACGGAUAAUGGUACACCAACCAGCCAUGUGAAAAUAAUAGACUCUGGCGAAAUGUCUAAGAUAAAAGCCCAAGAUGCUGCUGAAAAAGAUAAAGGGAAAUGGAAAAAAUCUAGCAAGGGCCUUGACAUAUCUGAUCGUGAAGCUAGGGGAACACGCAGGAAAGACUCCAAGGAGAAGAGGAGAAAGCGAAAAAGAAGAUACUCUUCGUCAGAUUCAUAUACCUCAAGUUCAGAGUCUGAAUCUGAGUCAGAAACAGAAUCAGAUUCAGAAACAGAUUCAUCCUCUUAUGAGUCUAGUUCUUCCAGUGAUGGGAAGCGUAGGAAGAAGAGGUCAACAAGGAGACACAAAGGCCGACGUGGGGAAAGAAAGAUCAAAGGACGAAAUGGAAAAAAGAAAUCUCGAGGAGAUAGACAGCCUCGGCGCAGAAACAGGGAUAGUGACACCGAGAGUAGCAAUUCUGAUGACGAGAGGGUGGGCCACGAUAAGGCCAGAAAGGCUAAAGAUGCUGGAAAAAUUCCCACAACUGUGCCUCUAGGGAGUGCUGCUGAUUCUAGUCCCGCAGAGAAGAACUUUCUGAGAGAGGAACCGAAUUCUUCUCUGAAUGACGAUCAGGUUGUAGGGAAUGGAAAGGCCACCAAAGUUGAUAACAACUUGGCUGACUCAUUGAAAUCAAGGAGUAUGAGCCCAGUUCGUAGGAGAAAUCAAAACAGUAGAAGCAAAAGUCCUAGUAAGAGCCCUGUGAGAGAUGUUGGAAAUGAAAGCACAAGUCCUCGGGAGAAAGCUGUGGGGAAAUCUUCAAAAAGCCCAUCUCCAAGUGGUGAGCCCAAGCGCAUCCGAAAGGGGCGUGGCUUCACUGAACGCUAUUCCUUUGCUCGGAAGUACCGUACGCCGUCUCCUGAGCGUUCCCCUCCACGGCGCUGGCCUGACAGAAGAAGCUAUCAGGACAGGAACACGGACAGGAAAAGGAAGACAUACUGCGAUAAUACUAAAGCCGUGUUUUGUUUGAAUUAUUGGAGGUAUCCGAGCAAGAGGAGUUACUCUGAACGCUCGCCGAGAGGACGCUUUAGGAGCCCACCCAGGAGAAGGAGCCCUCCAAGGUACAACCGGAGGAGAAGCACUUCUCGGAGUCCAGAUGGGUACCGCAGCCGCAGGAGCCACAGUCCAAGGCACCGUAGCCCGAGCGGGAGCCCUAGAAAGAGGCAGCCAAUUAGCCAAGACCUUAAAUCCCGUCUCGGGCCACAAAGAUCUCCCAUCAGAGGAGGACCCACCUCUCCUGCAGAAUCACGUGGCGCUUCUCCCCCAGCCUCGCCAUCUGGGCAGAGGAGUCUGGUUAGCUAUGCAGACUGA